This is a messenger RNA of Miscanthus lutarioriparius, 1797 nucleotides long. The record is from the annotation of a GenBank genome assembly. NCBI's taxonomy places the organism in Eukaryota, Viridiplantae, Streptophyta, Magnoliopsida, Poales, Poaceae.
AUGGGGUCUGACAACGAUCUCGGCCUGUCAGCAGAGUUUGGCGGGGGCAAGGAGAGUGGUGAGGCUGUCAAGAUGGGUGGAAGAUGCUCCAAGUGUUCAAAGAAGGGACAUCAGGCUGCAGGGAGAUGUCCUCUCCUCAAGGCGCCGAGGCCUGUGGCUCAUGCUGCGGGUUACGCUGUGAUGGGUUUGGGAUUCUAUCAUGUCCCUCAUCUGCCAUUGCCGAGGGUGAAGAAGGAUUCCAAGAUGGCUCGAGUGUCAGUAGUUGGGGGUACUCUGUUAGGCGACCAACUGAUCAUGCAUCUAAAGAGGGUUGUGCCGGUUAAAUGGAAUUGGGAGCUAAAGGAUCUUGGAGAAGGUAAAUUUCUUACCCAGUUCCCUUCCAAGACCGAGCUACAACGUUCAAUUGCUUAUGGAGGGGCUGAUGCGAAGGGAGAGGGAGUGCCAGCUGGUACUCGGUUGCAGUUCGAGGAAUGGCAAGAAAAGCAAGAAGGUUUUUUGUUGCCUAAGGUCUGGGUGAGGGUGAGUGGGGUCCCUGUUGGGUUCGACUCAAACAAUGGACAUGGAGACCACACGGAAAAACGAGUUGGUCAAAUCUUGGUCGCUGUACUUGAUCCUAAGCUGAUUCCAAGGAAGUUGGAUGUAGUUAUUGGUGACCACUAUUUUGACUUCGAGUUCGAAGUUGAGAAGAGAGGUUUUGAUGAGAAUGGAGAGGAGGCUGACAUUGAGUGGGAUGGUGGAGAGGAUGAGGGGGAAGGAGAGGGGAAGAAGCAGGGUCCGAACAGCGAAAGUGGUCUUGAUGAUGACCAAUCAAACGAGAGGACUAACAAGCAUGCUAAAGGGAAUGAUGGGGGAGACAGUGGGGAGGGGAAAAGGAAUGAUUCUCAGUCUAAGAUGGAGGCUCCAGCUAAUAAGGGACACUUUUUGAGUGAAGAUGAGUUUCUGGAGUUUCUUAAUUGGAAGGGCAGCAAGGUGAUUGAGGUAGUUGUGGAUGAGGUUUUGAAGGAUGCAGCCACAAAGGUGAUGGAGGAGAAGGAGGGGUCCUGGGAGGGGGCUUCGGUGACACCUGAUUUCACUGGUGUCCUCUCUGCUGGGACAGAAGAAGAGGUGACACCUGAUUUCACUGGUGCAGGCGAUGGAGGUGGAAGAGGUGUAGCUGUAUCUCAGAUGGAAGAGUUGGAGAAAGUUCCAGAGGUGGGUGUGGAGGUGGAAGGAAAGGGAUGCUGCAUGACGGUGACCCAGGAUGGUCUUGCUGAUGCAAAGCUGGUGGGUGCUGCGAUGAUUCCAGAGGUCGUGCUCUCCCCAACCAGGAUGAGUCCGCGACUGGCUGGUGUGGCUGCUGAACACACUCUAGUGCGGGCAGAGCGUUUAGUGCAGUCCAGGAAUCUGGAGUGCAACAAAGGUAACAAAUCCACGGACCCCUCUUGUUUUUCAUCCAUUUCAAAGGCUGUGGAUAAUCUGCGGAUGUUAGGCUUAGGGGUGGGCAGUAAUAUUUGUACUUCUUUUGAAAUGAACGUCCAGAACUUAGUGGAAGGGGAUUUAGUUUGUAGAGGGUCUAGUUCUGUUCUGGGGACAGAGAAGGCGGAGUUUUCGGAUGUUGAUUCAGUUGAAUCAGAGGGUUUUGAGAGGAAAGCACUAGAAUUUUUGUGUCUGGAUCUAAUGGAAGAAAUCUUCGAUGAUGACAGUUAUCACCUAAUUAGUGAUCUUAAAACCAUUCAAAGGAAGCCCGGUGCUAAGUCGUCACGAAAGAGGGCUUCGAGAAAGAUGAAGAUAAGGAUUAACAAGAUUAGUGCGAAAUGA